CAGCGGUAGUAGGAGGUGGAGCCGUCGGCUUCACCGCAGCAACCUCAGAGCAGGUUAACGUCGUUUUGAAUACACAAAAGAUAGGUGACGCGACAACACGAUGUUUCUGACCAUAUUCACCGAACUAUAAACUACGAACAGACAGCGACGGGAUCAUCCAAACUAGUGGUGUACAGGGGCUAGUACACAGCCAUGGAUACCACCACCUCCCUGAAGAUGACCUCUCUGGCCGUCCAGAGUCUGUUCAGCUAUGUGGAGGAGGAGAACCUGGCUGCCAUUAAAGCACAUCUGGACAAGUUCAGAGACGUGGACAGCAGGAGUGAUAACGGACAGACUCCCCUGAUGGUGGCGUCAGAGCAGGGCAGUCUGGAGAUAGUACAAGAGCUCAUUAGGAGAGGAGCCAACGUUAACUUGGAUGAUGUUGACUGCUGGACGGCGUUGAUUUCUGCAGCGAAGGAAGGCCACAUUGAGGUGGUAAGGGAACUGCUUGAGAACAAUGCCAACCUGGAACAUCGAGACAUGGGAGGGUGGACUGCUCUCAUGUGGGCAGCCUACAAAGGUCGCACGGACGUGGCCCAGCUGCUUUUGGAGAAAGGAGCAAACCCCAACAUCACUGGUCAGUACAGCGUCUACCCCAUUAUCUGGGCGGCAGGUCGAGGCCACGCAGAGAUUGUCCAUCUCCUGCUGCAGCAUGGAGCCAAGGUCAACUGCUCAGACAAGUAUGGUACCACUCCUUUGAUCUGGGCUGCCAGGAAGGGACAUUUUGACUCUGUGAUGCACCUUCUAGCUAAUGGAGCUGAUGUGGACCAAGAGGGAGCGAACUCAAUGACAGCACUGAUUGUGGCAGUAAAAGGAGGCUACACAGAGGUUGUUAAGCAGCUCCUAAAGAGGAACCCGAACGUCAACAUGACGGACAAGGAUGGCAACACUGCUCUUGCCAUCGCUGCAAAAGAGGGGCACACAGAGAUUGUGCAGGACCUGCUGGAUGCGGGUACCUACGUCAAUAUCACAGACAGGAGCGGGGAGACCAUGUUGAUCGGAGCAGUGAGAGGAGGUCAUGUGGAGAUAGUCCGAGCUCUGCUGAACAAAUACGCUGAUAUUGACGUCAGAGGGCAGGAUGGAAAGACUGCCCUCUACUGGGCUGUGGAGAAAGGCAACGCCACCAUGGUGAGGGACAUCCUGCAGUGCAACCCUGACACUGAGAGCUGCACUAAGGAAGGAGAGACUCCUCUUAUUAAAGCCACCAAAAUGAGGAACAUAGAUAUUGUGGAACUGCUGCUGGAUAAAGGAGCCAAAGUGUCUGCUCUGGACAAGAAAGGAGACACGCCCCUCCACAUCGCCAUCCGAGGGCGGAGCCGAAAGCUGGCAGAGCUGCUUUUGAGGAACCCUAAAGAUGGCCGCCUGCUUUACCGCCCCAACAAAGCUGGAGAGACACCUUACAACAUCGACUGUACCCACCAAAAAAGCAUCCUCACACAGAUAUUUGGAGCGAAGCACCUCUCCCCCUCUGAGUCAGAUGGAGACAUGUUGGGUUAUGACCUGUACAGCAGUGCUCUCGCUGACAUCCUUAGUGAGCCUACCAUGCAGCCACCUAUCUGUGUUGGACUGUACGCUCAGUGGGGCAGUGGCAAGUCUUUCCUCCUCAAAAAACUAGAGGAUGAGAUGAAGACCUUUGCUGGCCAGCAGAUAGAGCCGUUGUUCCAGUUCUCAUGGCUGGUUGUCUUCCUCACUUUGCUCCUCUGCGGCUCUGUGGCCGUCGUUCUCGGCUUCACUGUUGAUCCCAGGCUGGCAAUUGCUGUCUCCCUCAGUCUCCUAGCUGUGCUUUACAUCUUUUUUGUGUUGGUGUACUUUGGAAGUCGUCGUGAGAGGGAGAGCUGGAACUGGGCGUGGGUUAUCAGCACCCGUCUCGCUCGCCAAGUUGGUUACCUGGAGCUUCUGCUCAAACUGAUGUUUGUUAAUGCUCCUGAACUUCCAGAGCAGACCACCCGUGCCCUGCCUGUAAGGUUCCUGUUCACAGAUUACAAUCGCCUGUCCAGUGUUGGAGGAGAGACCUCCAUGGCUGAGAUGAUCGCCACACUCUCAGAUGCUUGUGAGAGGGAGUUUGGCUUCAUGGCCACUCGGCUCUUCAGGGUUUUUAAAAAUGAUGAGAUCCAAGGUAAAAAAUGGAAGAAAACAUGUUGUGUCCCUUCCUUCGUGCUGUUUGCCUUGACACUAGGAUGCCUGAUCACCGGCAUGGCCCUGUUGGCCAUCUUUAAGGUGGACCCUGAAAACUCGACAGUGAAUGCAGUGCUGAUAGCCAUGGCCAGUGUGGUUGGGUUGGCUUUACUGCUGAACUGUAGGACCUGGUGGCAAGUGGCUGACUCUGUCCUCAACUCCCAGAGAAAACGUCUUCACAGUGCUGCCAACAACUUGCAUAAACUCAAGAGUGAAGGAUUUAUGAAGGUUCUGAAGCAUGAAGUGGAGCUAAUGUCAAAAAUGGCUAAAACGAUCGAUGGCUUCACCCAGAACCAGACACGCAUGGCUGUCAUCAUUGACGGACUGGACGCCUGUGAGCAGGACAGAGUUCUGCAGAUGCUCGACACGGUGAGGGUGCUCUUCUCCAAAGGCCCUUUCAUCUCCAUCUUUGCCAGUGACCCCCAUAUUAUCAUCAAAGCUAUCAACCAAAACCUCAACAGUGUGCUGAGAGACUCUAACAUCAAUGGACACGACUACAUGAGGAACAUUGUUCACCUGCCUGUAUUCCUCAACAGCAGAGGACUCAGUACAGCCAAGAAGCUCUGCAUGGUAGCCCCCAGCAAUGGAGAGACAACGCCUGCUGAGGGCUGGCAUGAAGACACGGACAGAAAGAUGUCACAGACGAACCUCGGUCAAGACCAGGCCAAGUUUGGCAGCAAGAAUGCCCUAAACCGCAGGGACACAUACAGGCGCCGGCACAUGCAGAGGACCAUCACCAGACAGAUGUCCUUUGACCUGACCAAGCUGCUGGUGACAGAGGAUUGGUUCAGUGACAUCAGCCCACAGACCAUGAGGAGGUUGCUCAACAUUGUUUCUAUCACAGGUCGCCUGUUGAGAGCCAAUCAGAUCAUCUUUAACUGGGACCGGCUUGCCUCGUGGAUCAACCUGACAGAAGAAUGGCCAUACAGGACAUCAUGGAUCAUCCUGUUUUUGGAAGAGACGGAUGGAGUGUCUGACCAGGUCACCCUCAAGACAAUUUAUGAGAGAAUUUCUAAAAACAUCCCCACCACUAAAGAUGUUGAACCAUUGCUGGAGAUUGAUGGAGACAUCCGCAGCUUUGAGGUCUUCCUCUCCUCCAGGACACCUGUCCUCACCGCCAAAGAUGUGGAGAUGUUUCUGCCCUGCACCGUCAACCUGGACCCAAAACUCAGAGAAAUAAUUGCAGAUGUGCGUGCAGCCAGGGAACAGAUGCACAUGGGAGGAGUGACCUAUCCCACGCUGCCGCUGCAGGAUGCAGUGCCCCGUCCGCAGUCAGGUUACAGCCAGCACUCUGCCAACUGCUCCCCAACAGGCUCCUUUGCUGGGUCCCUGCCUCCUCAGCCCCACAGUGCCUACUUCAGUGGGAUGACAGGACCUCAGCAUCCAUUUUACAACCGGCCUUAUUUCCCCCACCAUGUGUAUCACCUGCCUCGGCAUUACUCCCACCAUGCCCCCCCAUCCCUGCGCCCCUCCAUUAAACCAUCCGGUCAGACUAAGGACAACACCAGUGGACUUGAUGUUAUUGCGGAGGACACCAGAGAAGGCCUCCCCCCUUGUCCCUCUGAUCCUAACAUGCAAUUAAAGUCGCUGCCUUACAAAUUAAAGCAGGUUUCUCCUGGUGUCCUGCUCAGCUCCAUGAACACAGAUGCGGUGUGCGAGCGUCUCAAACAAACUGAUGGCAUUGACCCGAACAUGCUGCCUCAGUACAUCGCCACCGUCAAGAAGGCUAAUGUGAACGGCCGAGUAUUGUCUCAGUGUAACGUGGAUGAGCUGAAGAAAGAGAUGGAGAUGAAUUUUGGUGACUGGCAGCUCUUCAGGGGAGUGCUGAUGGAACUACGUCACGCUGAAAGCCAGGCUCUGCUGCAGGACGAGUCCCGAGCUGUGAGCGAGCAGGGCAGCAGUGUGCACCAGGGUGAGCCCAGCAGGCGCUCUGGAGGGGCCCAGCAUGAAGCAACAGCCUUCAGCCUCAACCUCAGCUUUGAGGAGCUGAGCGGAGCCGGGUUGGAGGAACCCCAGAGACACAGCAACAGCUCUCAUUGGCCGGUGGUAAAUCUCCGCACCUCCAGCAUGUCCAGCCUCAACUCUCAGGAAUCAUCCAAUGACAUCUGCAAGCUGACAGACAAGCAGCAGGCCGAGUAUCGGGACGCCUACAGGGAGUACAUCGCUCAGAUGGCUCAGUUGGAGAUGUCCGGCGGCGGGGGGGAGAGGCCCGUGCAGCCCCACCCAGGACAGUUCCUGCAGGCUGCUGGCUCAGAUGACAAAGGGGCCAAGGAGGGAGCCGACCAAGACGGCCGCAAGCCCUUCACCAAGAGAGGCUCCAAGGCGGCUGAUACCACAGAUUUCCCCUCAGGGAGUGACGCCCAGACCCUCGACCCCAUCAGUGAGGAGGACGAGAAGCUGGACCACAGCGCUUCCUCCAGGACUCCAGGCUCCAAGAAGAAAGGAGCAGGGGCUUUGUACCACAAGCUGCCCAGCGAUGAAGACUCCGGCCCAGAAGAAGCCGACAACACUACACCUCUCCUCCACAGAGAGCCCUGUGCUCCAUCCGCUCACGGAGACUCACAACCUGCUGGGCUGCUCACCAAGCCCGGCUUUCUCAACGAGAUCCUCCUGGACAAGAAGGACUCCUCAGACUCAGGGAUGAGAUCCAGCGGCAGCUCUCUGGAGGAGCCUGAAGAAGACAGAGAGGGUGGAGCGCAGAAGGCCAGUCUGAUCGAGCUGGAGCUGGAGGGUCUGGUGAAGAAAAGAGGCCUCCUCCCAAGCAGCCUGAGCGGCCUGCAGGAUGCCACGGUGGCCCGCAUGUCCAUCUGCUCCGAGGCUCCGUCCGAGGCCAGCUUGAUGGCCAGCAGCCCGGACGAGGGGUGGCCGUCUAGCGGGGUCAGCAACCUCAACCACAGCGACAGCAACACCACCCUUAACAACAACACAAACAGCCCCAGCGACGCCAACACCAACAGUAACACCAACAACAGCCAUCAGCAGCAGCUGGCUAACAUCACAAGCACACAGUCCUCCUCCUCGAGCACCGAUGUGUCACCAGCUGUCAUCAUCAUCACCCCCGGCAGCAGCAGCACCGCCACCACUGCCUCCGCCACCAUCCACAACCAGAACCUGCGCACCAUCAGCCUGGGAGACGAGCGGGAGAGUGUCCUCUGAAGAGAGCAUCCUCCUCCAAAGAAGCGGGUGUUAGUGUGAGAAGGGUCACAUAGAUUACACUUGUUGAUGUUGUUGUUGGUAGCAUUAUACUGUCAAGAGGGUAGAUUUGUGUUCUAGUGUUGCUGUGAACCAAAAGUAGUGCAAUCAGAAGCUUUAAAGAAAUAAAAUCAACUAAAAUGUUGCAAAAAUAAGGACAUAUUUAUAGUGAUGUUUGGGCUUUAAUGAGACCAAAAACACCACAGCAAGGUCAAAUUUAGAUUCUUUUACUGGUUUCCAUGUUACAAGCAUUAGCCAUCCUACCUUUUAAGAUCACUCAGGGGUGAUUUGUGUCUCACACUAUUGUAGUGCUGCUUUAGGAAUAGUGUGUUUAGGUAAAACACGUUACAUGUUGUGAACAUUGUGUGUUAAGAAAAAUUUUUAAAAAGAGGAAAUGUAGCUCUGGCUGUACGGCUUAGUUCCAGAAUGCUUCAGUCUGAGAAGUGUUUGUGCGUUACUGUGUUUGGUAGAUAGAACAUUGUUAAAUGUAGACAGUACUGUGGCCAGAUGUGUUGUUGGCAGGUUUGGUGAUAGAUUUGCAUAUUCAAAGUGAUAUUACCAAAUAUUUCUCAUGAGAUGGUGUUUGUGACUAAUAAACAUGUUCCUAUGCUGA
Cheilinus undulatus (humphead wrasse) is the source of this 6019-nucleotide messenger RNA. It is a transcript of the gene kidins220a, whose product is annotated as kinase D-interacting substrate 220a. The record is from RefSeq and is a predicted model, not a curated record. Lineage: Eukaryota; Metazoa; Chordata; Actinopteri; Labriformes; Labridae. Gene Ontology annotation, molecular function: protein binding. Bases 193 to 5370 code for a protein of 1725 amino acids. The transcript has 33 exons.